Molecule: messenger RNA, 2169 nt
Organism: Serpula lacrymans var. lacrymans S7.9
Lineage: Eukaryota; Fungi; Basidiomycota; Agaricomycetes; Boletales; Serpulaceae
Exons: 6
Coding region: 244-1953 (569 amino acids)
Biological process (GO): G protein-coupled receptor signaling pathway
Cellular component (GO): cytoplasm
Molecular function (GO): guanyl-nucleotide exchange factor activity; G-protein alpha-subunit binding
Source: RefSeq, a predicted model, not a curated record
GGCUUCCUGUUAAGUUACAAGCUUGCUACUAUCCUUGAACGGCUUCACAGUCGCUCAUUCAUAAUCCUGUACAAAACCGAUAUCGAUAUUCACAAGAAACGUGUAUUCUGACCUGUUUCUCUAUUCUCCUCGUCUGCGACAGGCUACGAUCAAUCCAACUACGGUCUCUUGUUGCUCCACGUUGGAUUCGGCUCCCUUGUACCCUUUCACUCGAAAGUCUGAGUAGCAUCUGUGCUGGAACACAUGUCUCAGCUCUUGAAAACCUAUACCAACUUAACGCCCAAUUCUCCGAGGUCAUCUGUAUCCGAUGCACUACGUGCUAUCGCAGACGAUGCUGCCCCUGCCCUUCUCGCGGUCAAGAUGAUGGGCAGAACCCCUGCUGGAUCACGAGUAAUCUCACUCCCACAGAACCUCUCUGCUCUCCUCGCCAUUGCCACAACCCUCCGAAGUAACCCGAAUUCGUCAAAUGAAGCACUCAAAUGUAUCGCAAAUACGUUGCUUCUAAGCGAAAGUUCCCGAGUUACUUGGAUUAGUAAGGAUAUUGGUGGGGGAGAAGCUUCUGUUGAAAUGCUCGAAAGGUCUUCAGGAGCUGAGGAAUUAUUCCUCGCAUCUCGCAUUUUGUUCCUAUGCACGGCAUCAGCCUCGUCGUCUGCGAAGUUCAUUCAAGAUCUAGUUGAGACCAAGCGGCCCGGAAAUGGAACAAUUAUCGACAUUAUAGGAACCAAAAUCGAUGUACUUUUGAACAGUAUUUUAUUUGGAGCGAAGAUGUCUCGCGAAGCAAUGACUGAUUUGUUGAAGUUCACCUUCAACUUAUUGGUUCACUACCCCAAGACUGUAGAGUGUGAGUCGCAAAAUCCGACAAGUGACACCGAUUCUCAAAAAGUUAUGGGUGAUUUCUGGAGUCAAAAAUUGGAUGGGGUCCUUCCUCCUCUUCUUCGGGUUUUCAAUUCUCUUCCACUCACUUCUCCAAACCCUCUUACUUCGCCGUUGACCCACGCUAUUCAUUCUCUUAUCACUAUACCCCUCUCGCCGUCUCUUCGCAAUGUCUGGUUCGGAAAAUACUCGUCCAAUUCUCAGUCUUCAACCAAUUCAAAGUCUUCUCCGUCUACCUCUAGUAAUUCAUCUCCCGUCGGAUCCAACAAGUUCCAGUUACCAGGCACUUCAAAUAGAUGCGAGUCGCCUACCAAGGAAACGAAAGUCGGUGCUUUAGAUAGGGCACUCUCCUCUGUACUGGCUGCAGGACGCCGAUCUCUGUCACGAUCAUCGUCUCCUAUGCCAUCCUCGCCAGCCAUGGAUACCGUCUUGCAUGCAUAUGACCUCCUGGAUGUUUCCUUGAACUACUUCCUGCCAGGCAACGUUGAUACCGAUCACGCAUCGGUACGGGAGCUGUGUAAGAAGGAGGGGGAGAAUUCACUGGACGACCUAAUGAGUCCUCUUGUGCUUCUCCUAACUCGCUUCUGUUUGGCAGACGAGGGUGUUAGGACGAGACUCAGAGAAUGGCUGGUUCCUUCGGAUCUGGACCGGACACGCCCACUCGAAGGCCGCUCCGAUAUGCUUGGGCGAUGUCUCCGUCUCCUAGGAAGUGUCUAUCACGCACGCUUGAAGGAUGCUGUGGGAGAAAUGUUGUUCGCUAUGUGUGAUUCGGAUGCAACUACGCUUUCCUCCCACUUUGGUUAUGGGAAUGUAGCGGGAUUCUUGUUCCACAAGGGUAUCGUCAAUGCGCCUCAAGGUAGUUCUUCGAGUACGACGAAUAUGGCGUCGGGUGGAGCCGCCAUAAAUCCCAUCACGGGUACUGUUGAGCGACAGUCAACACCGAUCCAAAUGACAGAAGAAGAAAAAGAACGUGAAGUCGAGAAGCUGUUUACUCUAUUUGAUCGACUCGAAAAAACAGGAGCCAUGCCAGCCAGUCAAAAUCCGAUACGCAAGGCAAUUCAUGAAGGAAAGUUGGGCUGAAUGAUGUGUGAUGUGAAUGGACAUUCUACCGUUUCUGUUUUUCUCUUACUAUAUAUAUUUCUCGGAUAUCGAUACCAUUUUCUCUCGUACUCUACAAUCAAUAGCAUAAUAGUGUUCUCCCAUUACUUCAAUCGUUCUAUGUCGUCGUCACUUACACCUACAAUGGUUAUACUCUCGGGCUCAAGAAUAUGACAAAGAUAAUGAUAGCACGUCGAU